Messenger RNA from Knipowitschia caucasica, 417 nucleotides. The record is from the annotation of a GenBank genome assembly. NCBI's taxonomy places the organism in Eukaryota, Metazoa, Chordata, Actinopteri, Gobiiformes, Gobiidae.
AUGGAGGAGAUGAUGGAGGAGGUGAUGGAGGAGGUGAUGGAGGAGGUGAUGGAGGAGAUGGAGGAGGUGAUGGAGGAGAUGGAGGAGGUGAUGGAGGAGGUGAUGGAGCAGGUGAUGGAGGAGGUGAUGGAGGAGGAGGUGAUGGAGGAGGUGAUGGAGGAGGUGACGGAGGAGGUGAUGGAGGAGGUGAUGGAGGAGGUGAUGGAGGAGGUGAUGGUGGAGGUGAUGGAGGAGGUGAUGGAGGAGGUGAUGGAGGAGGUGAUGGAGCAGGUGAUGGAGGAGGUGAUGGAGGAGGUGAUGGAGGAGGUGAUGGAGGAGCUGAUGGAGGAGGUGAUGGAGGAGAUGAUGGAGGAGGUGAUGGAGGAGGUGAUGGAGCAGGUGAUGGAGGAGGUGAUGGAGGAGGUGAUGAGGAGGUGA